CCGAGGAUAGCCGAGAGGGAGACUCGAAGACAUGUGGCAACAUUCUGGUAGUCCUCUCAUGGAUCGUCGUUAUAUUGACGAUGCCAUUCUCUCUAUUUGUUUGCUUUAAGGUGGUGCAGGAGUAUGAGAGGGCCGUGAUAUUUCGACUUGGACGACUUCUUUCGGGAGGUGCCAAGGGGCCCGGUAUUUUCUUCAUACUGCCCUGUAUCGAUUGCUAUGCUCGCGUUGAUCUACGAACGCGCACUUACGACGUUCCACCACAGGAAGUUCUUACUAAGGAUAGUGUGACGGUUUCCGUCGAUGCUGUCGUUUACUAUCGAGUAAACAACGCAACGAUAUCAAUUGCCAACGUGGAAAAUGCUCAUCAUAGUACGAGACUCCUUGCUCAGACGACCCUUCGUAAUACUAUGGGUACACGACCACUUCAUGAGAUCCUCAGCGAGCGUGAAACAAUUUCUGGAAACAUGCAAAUAUCCCUAGAUGAAGCCACUGAUACUUGGGGAAUCAAAGUCGAACGCGUUGAAAUUAAGGACGUUCGACUACCUGUUCAGUUGCAAAGGGCAAUGGCAGCUGAGGCAGAGGCAGCAAGAGAAGCUCGUGCAAAGGUGAUAGCGGCUGAGGGCGAACAAAAGGCUAGCAGAGCUCUUAGAGAAGCAUCUGAAGUGAUCGGAGAUUCUCCAGCCGCUCUUCAGCUACGUUACCUUCAAACUUUGAAUACAAUCUCCGCUGAGAAGAAUUCGACAAUCGUGUUUCCGCUACCGAUCGAUAUGCUUACCUACUUCAUGAAGGCGAAGGAGAUGUCAUCUUAGAUGUCACGGCAGUUUGACGUGCCGCUUUUGUUUACAAUGGACAGUGUAAUGACUUUCGAAGAAGAUUAGAAUAGAUAAAUAUCCACUGGAUGGAUCUUAGUUUGAAUUUCAUAUCCACGUCCGACAGCCUGUCUUUCUCUACAUAUAUACAAAGUGGGGCACUUAAGGUGUUACAUAUUUAUUGCACCAAAGUUAUUGGCGAUAUCGAAAAAAGUUUCGUAUGAAAGUUGUUCGAUAUGAAGGUGGCCAUCAUAUGAGACCAUCAUUUUUUUUUGCCAGUUGAAGCCCUAAGCUGGGUUAAGGUCACCUCCCCGUUUUUCAAAUAGAAUGAAGAGAUAUUUCAUAUUAUGAGAACUGGCGAUGAGACAAAUUCAAAGACCUCUGAUACAAAGUCAUGUAAGGUCAUACGAGGUUAGAAAUAAAAUUUAUCUUUUUUAUGUAAGAAGAUGCUGGAAGUAGUCGCCGUGUACUUAUAGACAUUUGUUCACUCUCACAUGAAAGGAACGUUGAAUUGCAGCUAACAUUUCUGGAGUUACCUGCGCACAUGUCCGGCGUAUUCUUUCUUUUCGGUUCUUUCGAAACACUUUCAUAUGAAAUUUUUUUCGACAUCGCAGAUAAUUUAGGCACUUAAGGUUUGUAACACUUUAAGUGCCUCACCCUGUAUAUGUAUACAACGUGAUUCAUGAGAAGUUACAGAUUCGGAAGUGAAUCAGCUUGGGCAAUGAUCAAGCUCAUUAAUCAAUGACGAUAGUAUUCCUUACAAUUCUGACUUUGUCAUUAUCGUCAUUGCUCGACGACCUUAAUCAAUGACCGAUCACAAUCACCGUUGCUAAAUUUAAGUCAUAUCCGAAUCAGUAAGUUCUUGUGAAUCACCUUAUAUAUAAAUAUGUAUUAUACCAUAUGUACAUUAAUAUGUAUGUACAUAUAAAGGUACAAUAUUGUAUUAAUUUUACUGUAUACCUUUCUGGUGACCACGUGAAUUCAUAUGGCUUAAACAUGUGUAUGUGUAGUUUAGUGCAAUUCAGAGUAAUACAUAUCAAAUGUUUCUAGUAUAUUCGAAUGUGGAUAAUUAGAGGUGUAAAAAAGUUUGCGCAUUCCUUGCAUUGCUAGACAAUGCAGUUUUAUUUGUUUUUCUCUAUGUAUGAAUGUAUGUAUAUUUAUGUCGAUGCUUCUCAUGUUGACUGAGGAAUUGUCAAUGACAACCUAAGCACAGAUGGCGUCCCAUACACCGGUAUUCCUCCGCUAUACAUCCGCUAUACAUCCUCAUUAACAUUUAACUGUAUUAUUACGCACAUAGCGAAUAGUAGUACAUAUCAUGUAUUGACAACUUGAAGUCACAUAUGUUACAAAGGCGGUGUUUACACUAGUAAUUCGCCACUGAUGACAACAACAUAUUGAGGAGUUUUCUGAUUAUAAAACCUAGAGUUAUUCUACUGACCUUCUUAUCUCCUCAGGGUCAUAUGUCAACAGGAGUGUUGAUUUUAUGUAUUUUAAAUGUAUCGCAAUAAUAAGUUUCUCACUACGAUUUGAUCUUACAAUUAGCUUCAACUUCUAAACGAUCAUCUAAAAUCUCUGUUUCAAGUUUAAUUUUAAUUCUCAAGAUUUUACAUGGGCUUGAGAUUGGUACAACGAAGAGCACAACUCCAAAUGUCUAUUACCGAAACCCGAUAACAAUAGUGUUCGGACUACACGAAAUUGGUUUGAUAAAAUAAAUGUGCGUUUUUAUGUGAUUUUUCA
Molecule: messenger RNA, 2546 nt
Organism: Cephus cinctus (wheat stem sawfly)
Lineage: Eukaryota; Metazoa; Arthropoda; Insecta; Hymenoptera; Cephidae
Product: band 7 protein AGAP004871
Cellular component (GO): plasma membrane
Source: RefSeq, a predicted model, not a curated record